GCUCUCCACCAGUCCGUCUGCAAGUCGCCGCUCAAUCCCUCGGCCACCUUCUCCCGCACCUCCUCCAGAAUGACACUGUCCGCACAGUCCAUCUCCCGAAUCCAGAAACCAAGACACAUCCGUCGGCCUUGCAUACCAUAGUGUCAGCAACCUUCCAGUGAGAACAUCGUUGAUACGUACGCUGUCGCAAUUGGCCCGCCAGCCUGACGCAACCACCGUCACCGGUGAACAGCACCAAUUACCCCAGCCCACAUGGCGACCCACGAACACCCGCCAAACUUCGAGAUGCUUCAUGGUUGCCCCACGCCGCCGCCCAUUGCGUCGAGCAUGUAUGGUCCGCCUCGCUGUCUGUCUCAAGCGAAUCAAAUACCGCCAAUGUCCAAGCGUAUGGGCGCUUCCAAACCGCUACACACUCCGCCGAUGGAGUUCACGCCUAUCGGACAGAACCAGUUUCGCUUCACCCGGGCGCAAUCGAUCGAGCGCUCGCGGCCUUCCAGUGUCUCGGGCCACGCAUAUGCCGGCACAACGCCCCAGGAAAGCGAAUAUGACGAGAGCUCGGAGGAGGAAAGCGAAGAAGAGGAUGAACGGCCUCGACGUCGGGUAGAGGACGCUGAGUUUGAACUCGAGGAGGUGGACAGCGACGAUGAAGACGAUGAAGACAUAGAAGUCGUAAAGCCGGACCAUUGCGAGGACGCCAAGAGCGACAAGAGCGUUGUUGCACUAGAUGACAACGGGGUCAUGGACCGCCUGAAGGGACUCCACGUUUCGGAGAGCUCGACGGACGACGAGGUACAGGAGCUCAUCUAUUUGCCUAAGAAGAAGAGGUGGAGUGCAAAGCUCUUCAAGCGCACCCACAGCCAGAGCGUCGAAGGCGAGAGCAGUUAUUCUGACGAUGAUAUUCAAGACGACAAUAAGCCGGCGGCACGUCGUCUGCGCCGUAAGCUGCGAGGGCCUGGGCCUUGGGAUAGGCGUGGCUCGCUCAUCUUCGAAGACAAGGGUUUCCCGAAUACUAACAACAUCGAGGAAGUAGAGGAGCCGGAAGAGGGAGUAGUCAAGCACACAAAAGGCCCACCAUCAAUCCCUAGCGAUGACGCAUUCACGCUAGACGAGCUCCCAUUUUGGGGAGGAGCUUACGAGACCAUGGAUGUUGGACAUGAUUCAUAAUGGCAUGUUUUAAAACGCAUGGGCGGUAUAUGUCAGUUUGCUUGCGGACUAGAAUGUUUGCCUGUUUGUUUGUUGUUUCUUAGCGUAGCGAUUACCCCUUUCGUAACAUCCUGUGUACUUGCUCUUUCUUGCUCUUCCUCUUUUCAAUCACAUGGCUUGGUGCAGUGCAUCGAUGUCGGAUAUGCAGGCUUCCGAGAGAAGGCUUGGGCAAGAGGCUUUAGUUGGGGUUUUGUGAAUUUGUCCUAGGCAUCUAUUU
Molecule: messenger RNA, 1420 nt
Organism: Boeremia exigua
Lineage: Eukaryota; Fungi; Ascomycota; Dothideomycetes; Pleosporales; Didymellaceae
Exons: 1
Coding region: 253-1164 (303 amino acids)
Source: RefSeq, a predicted model, not a curated record